AUGCGCGCGGCAGGCCCCCUGGAGUUGAGCGGGGCCCCCGGGGCCCCGCGGGGCCUGCCUGCUGCUGCUGCUGCUGCUGCUGCUGCUGCUGCUGCAGGUGGCGGCGCUGCUGCUUCUUUCGAGGAGCUGUUUGCUGCAGCGUACGGGUUUCCUGCGCCGAUCCUGAGCAGCUGCCCGUCGCAGCAGCAGCAGCAGCAGCAGGAGCAGCAGCAGCAGCAGCAGCGGCGCUGCUGCUGCCGGAAGGGGCUGUGCGUGGACUGGGUGGCGGUGCAGCAGCAGCAGCAGCAGCAGCGGCAGCAGCUGCGGCUGCUGCGCGCGCCCGUGUCGACUCUGUGUCACUUCGUGCUGCUGCUGCUGUCUCUGCUGCACCGGAGCGCGCGGUGGGUGGCGCAGCACGCGGCGAGCCUGUGGCUGCUGCUGCUGCUGCUGCUGCUGCUGCUGCUGCUGCAGCUGCCGGGACCCCACACCCCGCUGCUGCGGGAGGCUGCGGUGUACGUACACCUCAGCGCCUGGUGGGUGGGACUCGGAGUCGCCAGCUCCAUCGGACUUGGCAGCGGAAUGCACUCUGGCAUUUUAUUUUUAUUUCCCCACAUUUAUUCCAUUUGCGCUUCUGCUGCUGCAUGCAAAGGCCUCCACUUCGACCCCCGGCCCAACAUGUGGGGCGGCGUGCUGCAGCCUGGGGAGACGUUCCCGUGUCUGGGAUCGGGAUCGGGAUCGGGAUCGGAUCCCGGGAUCGGGAUCGACCCCACACCCCACACGACUCCGGGCUUUUGGCCGGUUUUUCUCAAGAGUUUGCCCUACGCGCUGCUGUGGGGUUUGGGGACGGCUUUGGGGGAGUUGCCGCCCUACGCAGCAGCCUAUGCAGCAGCAAAGUCCCAGGAGGAGGGUUUGCUGCUGCUGCAGCCGCAGCAGCAGCAGCAGCAGCAGCCGCAGCAGCAGCAGCAGCAGCCGCAGCAGCAGCAGCAGCAGCAGCAGCCGCAGCAGCAGCCGCAGCAGCAGCAGCAGCCGCAGCAGCAGCAGCAGCAGCCGCAGCAGCAGCAGCAGCAGCAGCAGCCGCAGCAGCAGCAGCAGCAGCAGCAGCCGCAGCAGCAGCAGCAGCAGCAGCAGCAGCAGCAGCAGCAGCGGGAGCCGCUGCUGCAGCGCAUGCAGCAGCAAAUGGCGCAGCUGGUGGCCAAGUAUGGGGCUGUUUCUGUCUUUCUUUUGUCUUGUUGGCCAAAUGCCUUUUUUGAUUUGUGUGGGGUGGUUUGUGGGAAGUUUAAAAUGCCCUUUGGGGCUUUUUUUGCUGCUGUGCUGCUGGGCAAAGUUGCUGUCAAGGCCCCGCUGCAGGCAGCAGCUUGUGUCUUGCUGUUUCUGCCGCACUCCCGCGAGUUGCUGCUGCAGCAGCUGGCAGCAGCAGCAGCAAGCUGGCCGCUGCGUUUGCUGCUGGCCGACGGCGCGGACCUUGCUGCUGCUGCUGCUGCUGCGCUCGACCGCCUCAGCCGCGGCGCCGCGCCCUUCAGCAGCAGCAGCAGCAGCAGCAGCAGCAGCAGCAGCUGGAAGCUCUCUUCGCUGCUCUCUGCUGCUGUUGCUGCUUGCGUGCUGCUCUUCUUCCUCAGCUGCGUCGAACAGUUCGCCCAAAUGCACCAAAAGAAAAUCGACCAGCAGCUCAACGCAGACAUGCAGCAGCUGCUGCAGGACGCCACCCCCUCCAGCAGCAGCAGCAGCUGCUGCAGCAGCAGCAGCAGCAGCAGCAGCAGCAGCAGCAGCGGCGGGGGCGGCAAGCUGCGCGCAGGCAGCCCCGCCAGCGACAGCAAGACGCAGUGA
Molecule: messenger RNA, 1803 nt
Organism: Eimeria necatrix
Lineage: Eukaryota; Apicomplexa; Conoidasida; Eucoccidiorida; Eimeriidae
Product: Clathrin heavy chain 1, related
Exons: 1
Coding region: 1-1803 (600 amino acids)
Biological process (GO): regulation of transcription by RNA polymerase II
Cellular component (GO): SWI/SNF complex; nucleus
Molecular function (GO): transcription coregulator activity
Source: RefSeq, a predicted model, not a curated record